Messenger RNA from Symbiodinium sp. CCMP2456, 3402 nucleotides. NCBI's taxonomy places the organism in Eukaryota, Dinophyceae, Suessiales, Symbiodiniaceae. The record is from the annotation of a GenBank genome assembly.
AUGGAUCGCCCGCAGACAGCUCCGGCAAAAAAGACUUCAGCCAUCGCCAGCGGCCCCACAGUCGAGUCCACGGACUUUUCUGGCAAUUCUGACAGCUUGGAACAGUGCCUCGCAGAGGUUCCGAAGGAGCAGCCUGAUGAGCUUUGGCCAACACCACUAUGGCCGGGACACUUCUGCAAGAGGUCCCUGCUUCAGCUCCGGGACUCGAGCGGCCUGGCCACGCAGCAGCCCCCCUACUGCUUUGCGGUCCGCUACGACAUCAGGCCGCUGGUGAAGCAGCUCAGCGAGAAGUCUGCCUACUUGAUGUUGCUGGAUGGCGAGAAGCUACGGCGAAUCGGCCGCGGUUCUGGCGUGGACAUCAUCGCUGCGUCCAAGUCCUGGGUCGCGUGGGGGGCGUUGUGUGCGCAGCCACUUCUGCUUACUCGUGAUGCCCAGGGCAAGCUCGUCGGGGAAGCACAGGUGCAACCCGAGCUGGAUUGCCACGCGAACGGCGAGGGGGUAUUGCUCAUGACAGUGGUGCUGACCUCCGACAUCAAGAACCGACAGCUCUGGCAGACUGCCGGUGAUCUCAUGAGCUACCGCCUGGGCAGCCCACAGGUGCUCUGUGGUUUGUGCAGCAUGGCAGUGCCCAUGCGUGAGCUCAGCGCCCAUCAGAGCCACCAGUGCCGAAUGGUGCUCUCGGCCUGUCCUCGCUGCCACAAGGAGGUACCGAUUCGUGAGCUGGCGGCGCAUCAGGUCGGUCCAGAUUGCCUCGGCACCUCCAGCAUGGGAACACAGACGCUGGAGAAGAAGGUGCAGGAUGCUCCGUCCCAGUGCAGUGCGCCUGUGCUUCUACCUGCAGGUGUGCAGACUGGCUAUGCACUCUAUGCGCCAGAGAACCUUCGCUCCGAGGAGCCGGUGCCAGCCUUGGUUCCUUCGGCUGCGGUGCGUUGGACGCGGCCGGCGCCGGAGGCCCGGCCCCGGGAGUACCAGCUCUCCAUCUUCGAGUUCCGUGGGGGCGAUGCGGAGGGGCAGUGGUCGAGGCUUCGAGUGGAGCUUUUGGAGAUGUGGAGCUUGGAGAAGCAAGGAUUGCGAGGGGAGUUACGGCACGAGCUGACGCAUCUGCGCCCUGGCACGAAGUACCGCCUCGAGCUUCAGCCACGUGCCCCGGAUUCAAGCCUGGGCCCAGCGGCCGCGGUGGUGCUGACCACCCUCAGCCGCCUAGCAGGCUUUGAAGGCUUCUCCGCAGAGGACAAGGCCACCCUCGAAGCGGUUCCGCAGCCCCUCAGGGCGGGUCGCCCAGAGUCCAUCAGCCUCCGGGAGCAAUCCACACAGGCGGGUCUGGGCUUCGUCCAAGGAGCCUGCAAGAGCGAGAUUUGCAGAGAAAUCGGAGUGCAAGCAUUCCCGACCGUGCUGGAGGAGGCCGCCUGCCAAGUGGAUCCGAUUAUUCCGGUCACACAGGAGAUUGCGUGCGGUGAGGAGUGGGCCUCCUACACCAACACCGGCACACAAUGCAAGGCUCCGACGGCAGAGACUUCGGUGCAAAGUGCGUUGCAGGUGGGACACAGCUCUUGCCAGGCGCAGUUUCCUCCUCGGCCCAUCACCGGGGACCGGAUGGCCGAGUUGGAGAUGGACAUGCAGGCGGCACUUCCUGGGACUCGCGCCGUGCUGCACCAGGUGGGGACCGCCGAGUUGAUGCGACUCUGCUUGGCCGUCCUGGCCAACCUUCUGGCGCUGGCAAGCAUUCUGCUGGCGGAGAUCUCGCUGGAGGAGCUGUGGCCCAUGCUUUCUGUUCUCCUCCUGGUGAUUCCCCUCAACGGCUUGGAAUUUGCAUUCUUCGAGGAGCUCGCUGCUGCCAUUGCCUGUGAAUCCGUUUCUGCAGUGCAGGUGCUCACUGCGUUUCGUCGCCGUGCAGAAGUGAUUCACAGUGCCUGCAACUGUGUGCUGUGCUUCGUGGAAGAGUCGUGGCAGAGGGCGGAAGAAGCCGACAAAUUCCUGCGGGAGACGGGGAACCUUCUUGGGCCCCUGCAUGGUGUGCCCUGCUCCAUCAAGGACCACGUGGCACUGAAGGGUCACCCGGUCACUAUGGGCCUGCGUUCACUCCGGGAGCACCAGGAGAAGAAGCCGAUCGGCCGCUCCAGCACGCUGGCGAACGCGCUGCGCAGCGCCGGUGCUGUGAUCUUCUGCAAGACCACCAUGACGCAGCUGGGCGAAACAUGGGGCGGCGGCAGUCCUGCACACGGGGACACCCUGAAUCCUUGGGACACAUUGCGCACUUCCGGUGGCAGUUCCUGCGGCGAGGGCGCUUUGUUGGGUGCUGGUGGCUCACCUUUUGGCAUCGGCUCGGACGUGGGCGGCAGCGUUCGGAUUCCUGCCUCGUUUUGCGGUAUCUGCGCGCUGAAGCCUACGGCCUUCCGUAUGACUUUCAACUGGGAGACGGGGCAGACGAUCCUCGGACAUGCAGGAGACUACGGGGUCCCUGCAACACCUGGGCCCAUGGCACGGUAUGUGGAAGAUUUGAUCGAGGUCUGUGCAGCAGUCUGGGACACGCCGUAUUACGACUCAGACAUACGUAUUCCACCUUUGCCGUUUCGCAGAGAGGCGACAGAGGUCAAAAGACCGCUGCGCAUCGGCUGGUAUACCCACGGCUACGUGUACCCAGAACCUUGCAGGUCAGUCGUGCGCGCUGUGGAGGAAGCAAGAGACGCAUUGGCCGCAGCCGGUCACACCCUCCUUCACGUGCAGCCCUGGGAGGCUUGCCCUCUGGCUGACAUCAUCGGCUGCGACAUUGCAUUGGAAAGGUUGACGGACACUGAUGGCGGGCUGGUGGUUGGAGCAGUGCCGCUAUCUUCUGGCAGCAACGACUCGCACCCUGACCAUUGGACGCACCCCGCAUGCCAGGCGCUGGUCCCCAAGCCGGGAACGAAGUCAACGGUGCACACGAGAAUGCCUGCGACUAGUACGCCCAAGCGCUACCAGGCAGCCAUGGCCACCCGUGAUCGGCUGCGGGACAAGUUCGCAAGCUUUUGGAAAGCAAACGAACUUGACCUUGUUCUGUGCCCUGUAUUUCCUUUCCCGCCACCUCCAGUGGAAGAGGUAAGGAAGGGAAGUGGUCGGUAUAUUCACACGCGGAUCUACAACUUCCUGGACUACGCUGCCGGAGUGGUGCCUGCAACGCAUGUGACUGAGGAGGACCUGGUGCGGGGAUACGAUCCCAAGACGGAUGACGUACCUUUGGCCGAGAUGGCCACUCGAGCUGUGGAAGGCUCCCUCGGCUUGCCCGUGGCAGUGCAACUGGUCGCCCCACCAUGGCGGGAGGAGCUUUGUCUGGGUGGCAUGCUGGAGGCAAUGUUGGGUAGAGCUUGUGUCGUACGGUCGUUUCGUCACGGUGCGGCUUUUCUCACCCUAAGCCCUAAACCCUAA